This is a messenger RNA of Malania oleifera, 2967 nucleotides long. Its product is annotated as protein CIA1. Lineage: Eukaryota; Viridiplantae; Streptophyta; Magnoliopsida; Santalales; Ximeniaceae. Bases 293 to 1414 code for a protein of 373 amino acids. Gene Ontology annotation, molecular function: protein binding. Gene Ontology annotation, cellular component: cytosolic [4Fe-4S] assembly targeting complex. The transcript has 9 exons. The record is from RefSeq and is a predicted model, not a curated record. Gene Ontology annotation, biological process: iron-sulfur cluster assembly.
GGGCCGGGUAUGGGCGUGGGCUCAUAAUUGGUUCGAGGGGCUGAGCCACCGAGUACCGAGAUCGUGUUAGCCUCGCGCCUGCACACGACAUGUUUCUCGCGAGCUUCGAGUUUCAAUGCCGUGUGCCGACGACGCGGAAAGGCGGCGUUUUGGUUUGGAGGGGAGGGGGAAGUGAGGUCACCUGUGUCACAUUAAUUUAUACUUUACUUGACCUACCUAAAUCGGAAACACUGCUACUGUAAGAUCCCUCUUUAGAUUUUCGUCUCGUUGUUCGCAUCUCCAAAUUCACGCGAUGGACCUGUUCGAAGGAAGCUUCGAGCUCAGGGAGAUUCAGAAGCUCGAGGGCCACUCCGACAGAGUGUGGAGUCUCGCAUGGAGUCCCGCCACCAGCGUCGCCGGAGUUCCCUCUAUGCUCGCUUCUUGCAGCGGCGACAAGACCGUACGCAUCUGGCGGCACAAUUCUUCCACUUCCUCCUGGGACUGCACGGCAGUUUUGGACGAGACGCACACUCGUACUGUUCGAUCAUGUGCGUGGUCGCCGUCGGGGAAUUUACUGGCCACUGCGAGCUUCGAUGCCACCACUGCUAUUUGGGAACACCUUGGGGAUGAUUUUGGAUGUGUGUCGACGUUAGAGGGACAUGAAAAUGAGGUCAAAAGUGUGGCCUGGAAUGCAUCAGGCUCCUUGCUUGCAACUUGUGGGAGAGAUAAAUCUGUUUGGAUUUGGGAAGUACAGCCAGGGAACGAGUUUGAGUGUGUUUCUGUUUUGCAAGGACACACUCAGGAUGUGAAAAUGGUUCAGUGGCAUCCAUUUAUGGAUGUUUUGUUUUCUUGUAGCUACGACAACACUGUUAAGGUUUGGGCAGAGGAUGGCGACAGUGAUGAUUGGCACUGUGUUCAAACUUUAGGUGAAUCUAACAAUGGACAUUCCUCUACUGUUUGGGCUCUUUCUUUUAAUGCGAAAGGAGAAAAAAUGGUUACUUGUAGUGAUGAUCUUACCAUAAAGAUAUGGGAAAUGGACAACAUAAAUUCGCAAUCUGGUGAUGGCUAUACAACUUGGAAACAUCUUUGCACACUGUCAGGUUAUCACGAUCGAACAAUUUUUUCAGUUCAUUGGUCAAGCGACGGCAUAAUUGCUACUGGAGCAGCUGAUGAUGCUAUACGAUUUUUCAUUGAGAACAAAGAUGGCUUGGUUGAUGGACCUCUUUUUAAAUUACUACUGAAGAAGGAAAAGGCCCAUGACAUGGAUGUAAAUAUGGUGCAAUGGAGCACUGGGGUAAGUCAUAUUCUGGAAAUGGAGGAGAUUUCAUGGUUGGACCUCAUUGAGUGGACUUUAGUUUCUCUCGCCAUGCAUGAUUCAAAUGCAAUGGGUGGAGUUGGCUUAAUUGACAGUGCUAGUUUUUAUCUGAAAGUUUAGUUCAAUGUCAAUUGAAAGCAUAACUAGGAUAGCUUAGGGUUUGUUUAGCUGUGGAGACAUUUUUCAUUUUUUUGUUUUUAAUUUUUCAAAGAAUUACAAAAAAGUUAGCUAAUUUUUCAGUUUUACAAAAUUUGUAUUAAAAAAACAGUAAAAUGUUUUGGCACUAUUUGUUUGUGAAAAUAGUUUUAUUUUUCAUUUUUAAUUUUUCAAAUAAUUACAAAAAUCCCACAUUGUUUUCCAAUUUUCUAAAUUUAAAUAGGAAAGUUUUAAAAUAUAUUUUUAUUGUUUUCUAGAUUUUUGAUUUCUUACCUUGCAUUUGGGAGAUUCGAAUCUUAGAUUUUUGGAUUUGUGAGGAUUUAAACAAAGUAUAGCAUAGAAUUGUGUUGAGUUUCUUUCAAAUCCAUAUAAUCCACAUCCAAGUCUCAAACACUAUCUUAUAUAGUUUUUGGAAAAUUGAAAAGCAAUUUUUUUUUUACUAAUUAAAAAUUUAGAAAUAAAAAAUACAAAAAUUGUUUUCCAUAACUAAACUAAAGCAAAAAAAAAAAAGUUGAAUCUUUAACUAAAAAAUAAGCAGAAAUUUCCACAAUUUUCUUUGGAAAACUAAAAAAGGGAAAUAGAAACUGUUUUCCAUAACUAAACAGACCCUCAUUUUUUAAAAUUCUAUUUUUAAAUUAUGAAAACAUAAUGCCUUUGGACAUCUGGCAUGCCUAUUGGAUACUUGAUGAGACUGUUGCAGGUGGUUCCUACCUAUUUGGGCCAUUCAGAUUGGCACCUUGGUUCAGUUGUGAUACAAAUUCCCCAUACCCUCCUCCAUAAGAAGGGAGUAUGGGGUUCUGCAUCUGCUCGCUAGGAGUGUCUCUCUCUUUUGUUUUUUUUAAAUAAUACAAUAUUUCAUUUCUUUUAGCAGCAGUGCAUUUUGAGGGCUUCAAAGCUGUUGUUUCUAGUUUGAAAAAUUGCGGGUUAGCCACGUUUAGAAAUUUGGAGAUUGAGUAAAUCUAGAAAUGGAAAUGUGCAGUCCAUUACGUGACUCAUCGAUGUAGGCAAGGACUGCAUCCCCUCCCCCCCCCCCCCCCCCUUUCUUAGCAGAGGGAGUCUCUGCCCCUCCAAGGUUGAGGGUAGAUGAGUUCAGCAAUUAAUUUUCAGAAUGAGACCCUCUUAAAUGUCCACAGAUUUCCAUUCCUUGGAGCUUGACAUGCAUUGCAUUGUGCGCUUGUGGAUUGACUGUGGGUACUCUUGGUGAAUAUAUUUUAACAUCAUCGUUUUUAUGUUUUUGUUGUAACAAUACCAGGAGAAGCCGCUACUUGCUUCUGCUAGUGAUGAUGGAACAAUAAAGAUAUGGGAGCUGGCAUCUGUACCCUGAUCCAUAUAAUCCUGGAUUUUUUUAAUAAUGAUUUCAAAAUUUCUUCAGGGCCAGUUGUGAUUCUGUGUAUUAUUUUAAAAUGUUGUAACAAUGCUCGUCCAUUUACUUUUGAAUCUUGGAAAAUUAAGGAACUUGUAUUUUUAUCAAGGAAAUGUGGUUUUAGUCAUUAUGUCAACAUAACUAUUGAAUGAAA